Molecule: messenger RNA, 1062 nt
Organism: Diabrotica balteata
Lineage: Eukaryota; Metazoa; Arthropoda; Insecta; Coleoptera; Chrysomelidae
Source: the annotation of a GenBank genome assembly
UUGCCAGAUAACAGUACGUUUAGUGAAAACAGCAAUUUGAAUGCAGCAAACCUCUUACGAAAUAAACUAGGUCAAAUACCCGAUCCCGAGCCGGAGUUCUUGGCUCCCCUGGAGAAUCACACCGUCACCCAGGGACGGGAUGUCUAUUUCACAUGCGUUGUUAAUCACUUAGGCUCUUACAAGGUUGCCUGGAUAAAGUCUGACACAAAAGCCAUUUUGGCAAUACACACUCAUAUGGUGGCUCAGAAUCCUCGUCUUUCUGUAACACACAAUGGACACAACACGUGGAAACUACACGUAUCUAAUGUACAAAAGAACGAUUCGGGCACAUAUAUGUGUCAGAUAAACACAGACCCUAUGCGAAGUCAGAUGGGUAAUUUGGAAGUAGUAAUAUCGCCAGACAUAUUGUCAGACAACGAACCUAACGACGUGACUGAAGCUGUCGAAGGGGGCACAAUCCGGCUCAAAUGUAAAGCCACUGGAGUGCCGGAACCGACAGUUGCUUGGAGAAGAGAGGAUGGCAGUAAUAUUAUCUUACGGCACGAAGGCAGAGACAAACAAGUUCUCCGAGUCUUCGAUGGGGAGUCGCUGACGUUAAUGAAUGUUCAACGGACUGAUAUGGGUGCCUACUUAUGCAUAGCCAGUAACGGAGUGCCCCCGUCUGUUAGCAAACGCUUCAGCAUUAUUGUGCAUUUCCACCCUUUAAUUAGGGUAUCAAAUCAGCUAGUAGCCGCUCCCAUAACCAGUGAUGUUCACGUACAGUGCUACGUAGAAGCAUCUCCGAAAGCCAUGAACCACUGGAUGCGGGACAACGGUGAAAAGCUAAUUCCUAGUUUUAAAUAUAUCAUGGAGGAAUCAAUAAUCAACGAAUACUCGCUUCAGAUGAAUCUGACAAUCCUCAACUUGGAUGAAACUGACUUUGGAGGUUAUAUAUGUACAUCAUCCAACGCAUUAGGAAAGUCUGAAGGUUUGGUUAGAUUACUAGCUCGUAGAGUCAUAAUUUUGAAACCAUACUAUAGUAGUUUGGUGAAAAUUACGUCGCACAUUUUUAAAUAUCCUUGA